UAUGUCUGAAAACAACAUCACUAAAAAACAACUCGUUGAAAGAAUUAAUGAAUUAACGACAACAUUCGAAGAACAGAAACGAGUAAUGAAUGAAAAUCAUGCUAAUGAAAUCAGUCUUUACCGAGAAAUAAUUACCACAAAAGAUAAAGAAAUCACAAAUUUGAU
This is a messenger RNA of Racocetra persica, 165 nucleotides long. The record is from the annotation of a GenBank genome assembly. NCBI's taxonomy places the organism in Eukaryota, Fungi, Glomeromycota, Glomeromycetes, Diversisporales, Gigasporaceae.